AUAAAAUGGCGAUAUGAGCAAAUACAGCCAGCUGACGGAGAAAUCCGACUGGGAACGAGUUUAGGCGAGCGGUCAAUUACUCUGUUGUAGUCGCCAUUUUAUCGGAAAAUUAUCGGUGAUCGGUUGAUCGUGAUUUAACACGGUUUAUAACGCGGCCUUCCUAAUUUUUCUCGAAUUAGACAGGCACCUCUUCAAAAAAGUCGGAUCAGCGAUCUUCCUUUAAACCCCUUGCGAAGCCCAAAUGGCUUGCCUGAACACCCUCAAACAGGAGAUCAAAACCCUCGAGUCUGUCUUCCCCAAGAGCCAUGAGAGGUUUCAAAUAAUGUCCGCGAGUGUGGACGAACUCAGUUGCAGGUUCGUGGGAAAAAAUGGAAAGAAGUACGAAAUUCACGCCAAUAUCACAGAAACGUAUCCCUCAACUCCACCAGUUUGGUUUGCCGAAUCCGAGGAGACAAGCGUGACGAAUGCAGUUCAGAUUUUAAGUAACACAACUGGACGUGACAAUCACGUGAUUAACCAGGUAGGAAUACUCUUGAAGGAGUUGUGCCGCCUACAUUCCCUACCAGAACCUCCAGACGUCGAACGACUCAGAACAGCUUUGGAUCCUCUUCGUUUGGGAGCAACAGCGUCAGUGCCACAGAGGAUGGAGGCUGAAGACACAGAGGACCUCGAUGAUGACGAAGAAAGCGAAGCCGAGGAAGACCUUCACCUCGAUAUGGAUGAAGGCGAAACCAACGCUAAAAGCAAAGGAGAAGAAAUGGCGCUGGAACACCUAGCAACUUUAGAAAGGUUGAGACAAAAUCAGAGACAAGAUUACUUAAAGGGUUCCGUUUCUGGAAGCGUUCAAGCUACAGAUAGACUUAUGAAAGAAUUGCGCGAUAUCUAUCGAAGUGAUAGCUUUAAAAAAGGCAUGUACAGCAUAGAACUUGUUAAUGACAGUCUCUAUGAAUGGAAUAUUAAACUAAUGUGUGUGGAUCCUGAUUCGCCCCUGCACAACGAUCUCGUACUUCUUAAAGAAAAAGAAGGAAAAGACAGUAUUUUACUCAACAUGCUUUUUAAGGAAACGUAUCCUUUUGAGCCUCCAUUUGUACGAGUAGUGCAUCCCAUUAUUUCUGGCGGAUAUGUCUUACUUGGCGGCGCCAUAUGCAUGGAGCUGUUAACAAAGCAGGGCUGGAGUUCGGCUUAUACGGUUGAAGCCCUGAUCAUGCAAAUAUCCGCAACAUUAGUCAAGGGCAAAGCUCGAAUCCAAUUCCCUGGUACUACAGGCAGCGGAAAAGUCUGUGGAGGACAAGGACAAUAUAGUCUUGCUCGAGCACAGCAGUCCUUCAAAUCCCUCGUUCAAAUACAUGAAAAGAAUGGAUGGUUCACACCACCCAAGGAAGAUGGCUAAUAAAACUUUAAAAAAAUUGAUGAUGGUCGACGAAAGGACGCGCGGUUGCAAUAGAAUUGAUUCGGUGUGUGCCCAUAAAAAAAAAUAAUAAUAAUUUUAACAUUACAAAAAUUUGAUACGCAGACACAUUAUUGUAGGUAAAAUGUGUGUGAUGGACGCAAUUACGCAUAUAAAAAAAAAAAAAGGAAACAAGAAGAAAAUAAUUUUAUCGUGCUUCCCCACAAGGAUUUUACCCGUUUUUUUUAGAAAAAAAAAUCAAUGAUAAACCAGAUUGGUUACUCUCGAAAUAUGACUCUUUUUUAAAAUAAGGAGUUGUUAAGAAUUUUUUUGCUGAAUAAUUUCGUUUCCAGGGGAUCAGACGGAUAGUUUUAUAGUUCUAUAUUAGCGUAAAAGUAAAAGGUUUGUAACAAUCGACGACUGAAAAAUGGUUGCAUUUUCUUUUUUUACAGUAUCAAACAAACAAAAAAAAAAAAAAAAAAAUCAUAGACCUUUCACUUUCAAUAUACUACUGAGCAGCUUUUUAUUUUUAUUUUUCUCCGUCUUUUGUUUUAUUAAGUAAGAUUCUUUUGUGCAAUUGUGAUUAUUGAGAUAUUUUUCCGAUCUUUUUUUGCUUUGAAAACAAAGUUUAAAACAAAAAUAUCGAUGUAAACUUUGUUAUUACGCAAAUAAAAAUGAUUCGUGUUUUAUGUAAAAUUAUUUAUUUUCACUGAUUGGAUAAGUAUUUCUGAAAUCAGUUCACGAGAAUUAUGCUUAAUUUGUUAAUUCGAGUGAAAAUUUAAAUAAAAAAUUGUUAUUUUUUUGUGAUUUAUCUUCAUUAAGAUAUAUUUUUCUAAAUUAGUGUAAUAUAUGUAUUAUUUUUUUAAUUAAAUAAAUUUAGAUUAAUAUUGUUUAAUCGAAAAUAGUUAAUAAUAAUAAUAAUUACUUUUUUUUUUAUAUAAUAUUUAUAUAUUAAUGUUACCAAUUGUGAGAGAGCGUUUGUUUUUAUUUUCACUCGAAGAAUAAAGAAUUCAUUAAUUGUGAAAACAAACAAAAAAUAAAAUAUCAAGCUUGCAAGAGUACACAUAGGCAAUAUACGAUGUGUAUAUGUGUGUGACAAGAAAGUGAUUCGCCUUUUCUUUAUAUAUACCUAGUCUUGAAUUUAAAAAAAAAAAAAAUUAAUUUUUCCUUAUCAUUUACGUGGAUAAAAUUUUUUUUUUUUUAGUAUAAACAGCAGCACUCAUAAAAUUUUCUUCAACUGUCUGACAUAUGAGUUUUGAAAGAAAUGAAAUUUUUUUUUCUUGUAAUAGGCUCUUAGCGAGUUGAAAAAAAAAUAACGCAUUGAGUCACUGAGUAAAUGGAUGUGAAUGUAUAAAUUUUGUGUUUAUAUAAGUAUGAGAGGAAAUAAGAUUCGAAAAUGAAACGAAAGACAAAUUUCAGAAAAGAAAUGUGGAUAAGACUAAAUAAACAAAAAAAAAAAAAAAGAAUAAAUAGUGUGAUUGUCAAUAGUUUAAAAAGGAGAAGAGACGCACGCAUCGAAAAUUGUAAAAAUAAGCUAAAGCACAGUCUCUUCUCUUCGGAAGCGAAUGUAUAUGUAUAUGUACAUGUAUAAAUAUAUACAUAUACAUAUAUAUUAAACUAUUAUCGAUCCAUUUACUUGAUUCCUUCGUUCUCAUUCGUGUGUAAAAGGAAAAAAAUGGAGGUCUCAUACGUGUCCACCCUUUAAACUUGUAGUUUUUUAGAUUUUUGUAAUACUGUGUUAAGCGUAUUAGUGCGAUAUUACUUUUUAUUUUAAAAAAUCGCUUUCCAAGAUUGAAUGCGUUCACUGAAAAUCACAUCUUGGAUUUAUUUUUUUCUAUAUAGAAUGUAAGUUUUACAUUUUAAUGUAAGAGCGGAAAAGAAAAAGAAAAAAAUUUUUUUUUCCGUAUGGAUAAUAAAUUUUCUUAGCGCCAAAUGGAGGUACAAAAAAAAUAUUAGACAUUGCACUACGAUUGAUAAUAAUUGUAUUUAUAAAGUUGAAAAUGCAGAAAAAAAUUAUGUUUUAUUAUUUAGUUUUAGAAAAUUUCUUGACCAUAUCGUUUAAAUUAUUAUUAUUAUUAUUAUUAUUAAGAAAAAAAAGCGAGAGAAAUAAAAUACAAAACAAGGUGUGAUUUUAGUUAACGGAGAGAAACGCUUUUAAAAUUUGUUGCGAUGAGAUAUUUUAACUUUCGUUAAUAAAGUUAAUUAAAAAAAAAGAAUCUGUUAAGUAAAAGACAAAUAUGUUUUUUUUUUAUAUUUUAUUUUUUUUUCUAAUGAUUUAUAAUUUUGAUGAGUAAAAACUACUUUGUCUCAUGUGAUUCGAACAUUCUACUGUUUCUCUCUGCUUUAAAGUAUUUUCUCCAGAGGAACUUUAUUUUUGUGAAAAAAAAAAAAAUGCUGAUGUUUUGUUUUUUGAGUUUGUAAUUUCUCAGCUGCGUUAUGUAAAGUAAGUUUUUUCAAUUGUUUUUUUUUCUCAGUAUGUAUAUUUACAUUGAUAAACUCUCAACAUGAAUAUUA
This is a messenger RNA of Leptopilina boulardi, 3901 nucleotides long. RefSeq names its product ubiquitin-conjugating enzyme E2 Q2. Gene Ontology annotation, biological process: protein polyubiquitination. Gene Ontology annotation, molecular function: ubiquitin conjugating enzyme activity. The coding region runs from base 242 to 1390 and encodes 382 amino acids. Gene Ontology annotation, cellular component: nucleus. NCBI's taxonomy places the organism in Eukaryota, Metazoa, Arthropoda, Insecta, Hymenoptera, Figitidae. The transcript has 6 exons. The record is from RefSeq and is a predicted model, not a curated record.